Messenger RNA from Mycotypha africana, 726 nucleotides. RefSeq names its product ubiquinone biosynthesis protein Coq4. Gene Ontology annotation, biological process: ubiquinone biosynthetic process. Lineage: Eukaryota; Fungi; Mucoromycota; Mucoromycetes; Mucorales; Mycotyphaceae. The transcript is spliced from 2 exons. Gene Ontology annotation, cellular component: mitochondrial inner membrane; mitochondrion. The record is from RefSeq and is a predicted model, not a curated record. The coding region runs from base 1 to 726 and encodes 241 amino acids.
AUGCCAGCGACGAAGAAGAAGUUGUAUGAUACACAUAGACCCAUCUCAAAAAUAGAGAGAGCAGUUUUGACAGUUGCUUCUGCCUUUACUGCUUUGAAUAACCCUCUACGUGGAGAUAUGGUAGCUACAUUAGGUGAAACAACCGGUCAGCUAUUCUUGAGGCGCUUACGAGACCAGAUGCUACAAUCACCUACCGGCAGACGUAUUCUACGUGAAAGACCCAUCAUUAAUACCAAAACCAUUCACUUUGACAAAUUGAAGCAGACAUGUGCACCGGGCACUUUUGGCCACGAGUACAUCACUUGGCUGGAAGCGCAAGGAGUUACGCCCGAUACAAGGCGUGACGUACACUACGUCGAUGAUGAAGAGCUAGCUUACGUGAUGAAGCGUUAUCGCGAAAUUCAUGAUUUCUUCCAUGUAUUGACUGGAUUAGGAGUGACGGUAGAGGAAGAGGUGGCCCUCAAAUGGUUCGAGUGGGCUCAAACAGGUCUCCCAAUGACCAUGCUGGCAUCUCUAUUUGGCCCUCUGAGAUUGACAUGGCCGGAACGUCGAAGAUUAUACGGCGGUUAUGUUCCAUGGGCCAUCCAGUGCGGAAGUACAUGUGGACCGUUAAUGAACGUUUAUUAUGAAGAACAUUUCCAUACCCCAAUGGAUACAUUCAGAAAGCAGCUUGGAAUUAGGCUAGCUCCUCAAUACGCAAUUCAUCAGAGAGAGCCACAACAAUAG